Molecule: messenger RNA, 3601 nt
Organism: Ectocarpus sp. CCAP 1310/34
Lineage: Eukaryota; Phaeophyceae; Ectocarpales; Ectocarpaceae
Source: the annotation of a GenBank genome assembly
AUGCUUGGAUUGUAUCACGUUGUUGGAGGUUCGCCGUCCGCGGAAUCACAACAACCCAAGCAUUCGUCGGAAACGGCAGCAUCGGCAGGAGCGGCGGCGGCGCGGACGGGUUCGGCCAGAGCGCCGUCACCGACAGCAGCAUCGGCGGGAGCGGAGGUGGUGCGGACGGCUUCGGCCAGAGCGCCGUCCCCGACAGCAGCAUCGGCGGUGGCGGCAUCGGUGACGGGGAGAACUGCAGCAGCAGCAGCGGCGGCGUCCCCGGUCGCCGCGUUGGCGUUGGGUGUCCAGACGGCCGCAGAGGCGGCGGUGUCGACAUCGGUGACGGGGGUAACGGCAGCGGCGGCAGCAGCAGCGGAGUCCCCGGUCGCCGCGUUGGCGUCGGGUAUCCAGACGGCCGCAGCGGCGGCGGUAGCGACAUCGGUGCUGGGGGAAACGGCAACUGCGACAGCAGCGGUGGCGUCGCCGGUCGCCCCGUUGGUCUCGGGUGUCCAGACGGCAGGGGCGGCGGCGGUACCGGUGACGGAGGUAUGUGACGAAGAGUUGGAGGAAGCGGUUGGUGCAAUAACCAUGCCAUUGCCAGUCCUGGAGGACCCCGAUAGCCGAUGUGCUGGGGGGAACGUGAUCAACAGCAACAGCAACAGCAGCAGUAGCAGCAGUUGCAGCAGCGAGGACAGCGGCGGCGAUGGGAGCGGGGACGAGGGUUGGAUGAAACCUGGAGUGGAGCCCCGACGCACCCUUUCGACCCCAGUAAGACAUCUUCGCGUGGCGCGAGGAGACGGGGGGCGGUACCAGGGGUUGCGUACCCCUUCGAUAGGGGCAGGAACGGGAGUGGCAGCUCCGGCGGCGGCAACGGCGGCAGCCGCAGCAGCGACGAGAGUGGCGGCUUCGGCCAGAGCUCCGGCGGCGACACCGGCGGCAGCAGGAGCAGCGACGGGAGUGGUGGCUUCGGCCAGAGCUCCGACGGCAGCCGCAGACGGCAGCGGCGGCUUCGGCCAGAACCUCGUCAGCGGCAGCGGCGACAACGGCGGCGGUGGUAGAGGCGGCAGCAGCGACGUCACCGGCAGCCGUGUUGGCGCUGGAAGUCAUGACGGUCGUGGCGGCGGGGGAACGGCAACGGCGGCGAUGGUAGCGGAGGCAUCAGCGGUGGCGCCCUCGAGUCGACCGGGAACGGGGAGGACACGGUGACAGCGACGACCUCACCUUGUUACAGCCAAGUGGGAGAACAUGUGAAACGUUUACGACUUUGUUCGGUUUUGUGAGCAGGUAUGUAAGUUUUAGCUUCGCCAUUUGGCUUUGCGUAUACUUUUUUGUUCUGUUUUUCCCUUGCUAGCGCACCGUGCACUUUGAUGCAGAAAAAACGUAUAUGCCACGGCGUGUGCGUAAUUUUUUAUUUUUUGAACUUGGUUUCAUGAUAAUAAUUCUCGGGGUGGAUUUUGGGAGCUGACAGCAGGGGGGCUGUUUGCGUGGAUGCUUGCUUACGUUUUCUAUCGUUUCUUGGACAUUCAGCGACGGUACCGAUUAGCGGGUGCGCGCUGUUUAGGAUUUGGCCCUUAGACACUGUAUUGGAGGAAGAAUUUGACAUGUUUUGACGAUUAAUGGUUGGGGCCGUUGUCCUUCCGAAUCUCGUUUUGAUAGGUCAAGAAGUUGAGUUUUUGUUUUGUUUGAGGAUUUGGUGCCAACUCUUGCAAAGUUGUUUUUUCCAGAAAUAUCCGUUUUCGUUCCGACGCCUUUCUGAUGUAGCGCAAAUAAUUUUUGGGUACCUUUCUGAGGAUGAUUCUUUUGUGUCAACGGUUUGAGAAUAUUUUCAGAGACGAACGCGUUGGAUUCGUGAAUAAACUGAUGGAUGGAGAACCUUUGUGUUAAAUGUGAAGCCAGUUUUGUUGAGUAAGUUUUCUGAAGGGGUGUUUUUUUUGUGUUGGCUGAUUGCGCAUGAAGGGUUCCAAGAUCGUACAUCGUAUCAAGUAGGGGGGCUGUGUGUGGUACUUGGAUAUGAGUCCGAUCUGUGUGGCUCAGGGCCCAUAGGUAGGACUAGGCGGGGACGUAUUAUAUAGAUUUUCACGCGAACGCGAAAAAAAUUGGAGAGGAGUUUUCCCGGUCGGACUGUUUUUUGGCUGUUUUUUUCCACUCCCCCCGAUCCACUGUUUUGGGUAUGUAUAUGUCCUUGAAAUGUGAGCCGAUUUUGAAACGGUUUCUUGCACUGCAUUCCCAGGCACGUCUAGCAUACCGUCCAUCAUAAUAUUAUUAUUGUUGAAGGACGGCAGAUGGUGCCGGAAAAGAAACACACACCACUUCCACCACGCACGAGCGUGCCUGGUGGAAGGCAGUAGCAGCAGCAGCAGUAGUAGGCUGAUGGACUGACGUGGAAUUGGUUUGCACUGGAGCCUCCAGUCGCAUCGGCAACGAGCGGUGUCAUGAACCAAGAUUUGGCACCACCAUCACCCGUACCAGGACCUGCGCCACGAUGCCCAACGGAAGUACGGUAUUCAUGUCCCCUCUGCAUCAGCGAAGGAUCAACGAACCUGACGGCGAGGAAUCUGGCUACACACCAAAAACGUCAGCAUAAAGGUCGAGGAAAAGAGCUACUACUCAGUUUGUCUCCUCCUGGAUCCUUGCGCUCGAGCAGCCAGGCACCUGGUUACGCCGCAUGUGGCACAUGCGGCGACCUUUUCUCUCCACGCACCAAGCAUUGUUGCGAACCAGGCGGCAACUCCUAUUACCGUGGGACCUCGACGACGUCAGCAGUGCCCUGGAUCAGGUUCGACAAGAUACUCUUGAAACGUCAAUUUUUUCGACAGUCAAACACAUCGAUCCGCAACUGGCGAAAGUAUUUUGCAAACACUUCCAACAUGUCGUCAUCCUCUUCGUGCAAGCAUUUGGAGCUGUACACAUAGAUCAGCAGAAGUCAGAUACCUCAGAUCUGUCUCCUCUUGCAGCGGAAAGAUAUGAAGUAGCACGUGUUGAAAGACAACUCCAACUUGUCCGAGCAACAAAGUUGCUUCAUCUUACCCCAGCAUUGCAUGGAUCGACUGAUGGAAGGAUGAACAGGGUAUCCCGAUUUAACCGCUUUGCAAAUGGUGAUCUGAGUGAACCUAUCGCCUGGCUCAUGAUGUACGAGAACAAUCGUCGACUUCAGUAUUACGCGGAUACUGAACACAAUUGCGAAGGAAGAGCCACAAGACUUGCGCAUGAAAGAGGAGGCAUCACGAAAGCUGCCAGUGCCUUAAUCUCCCCAGCACCUUCACCGCGCAACAACGACACGCUGGAGCAUCUUCGCAACCUACACCCUAACGAAGAUCCUGACGAUAUUGCUACUGCGUGGGAUUCCAGCAUCAAAGCUGCGGGAGAUAGUAUAAAAACGCACAGGAUAGACUCCGUCGCCGAAACUGAUGAACCAUUCGAAAUCAAGUUCAUCAAGCAGACGGUAAAGAAAGCCAACCCUCAGAGUGCUCCGGGGCCUGAUGGUCUUCGUUUUUCGUAUCUCCAAGCUGGUGGGAUGAGUGAUUGUUUUACUGAAACCUUGGUGGACUUCAGCUUUAAAGUCUUCUACCACGGAGACGAGCUUCCGGAUUUCUUUUGGAACCUCCACACCAGUGCCAACCUU